CUUCCUGUCAGCCGCAGAACUGUUGCCAUACCACAUAGGAUCCCAUGUGUCAGGACACUCUCAUUGUAACACUUUUAGAUAGAAACAGGCAACUGUUGUUGCACGUUGAUUGUUCUGAGUGUCCUGAGGCUCAACAAGAAGAAACAGCUGAAUUGAAUAUUAUGUAUCUUACCUAUUUUUUUUGUCAAUUAUUGGGGGUAAUUAAGAUUUCAUUUGUCAUUGUCAUCUCAUUUGGCGCAGCAGGUAGGUUUUCCCUUUUCGGUAUCCGACAAUGCAAAGCUAUUGGGGGAUGGGUCUGACUGUGUGUGUUUGAACAUAUCCGGGAGGAGGGGGCUGGGUUAAGGCUAUAAAUAGUGGACAAAUCCCAAAGAGAGGGAGACACACACAAGACAGUAGAGUGGAAAAGAAGAGACGUUAGAGGAGGAAACAGAAAAUUGCCAGAAAGAGAAACUGUGUGAAAUGUGAGGAGGAACCACAUAGAUUCUUCAAGGGAGACCUUAUCUUUAUUUUUGCUAAAUUAGAGAAAUAAACUCGAUAUAGAAUCGAAUAGGGGGUAAAGAAGAGAAGAAGAAGAAGAAGAAGAAGAAAUGAAGGACUUAGUGCAGUCAGUAGAACUAGGGGUCUCUCAGCGAAAAAGACUCAACGUAUCUCAACCCAAAGUUUGGCUAAAGAAUGAACUUGUUCGUGUGGGACUUGCUGAAUCCCUUUGCACAUAUGUCAUGAUGGUGCUUGGCCUGGGGUCUGUGGCCCAGGUCGUGACAGGACAGGGAGUGUUUGGAGAGUACCUCAGCAUCAAUCUGGGUUUUGGCCUGGCUGUUGCUAUGGGGGUUCAUGUUGGAGGGAAGGUCUCAGGGGCUCACAUGAAUGCAGCAGUGUCAUUCACAAUGUGCACGUUUGGCCGCCUGGGGUGGAAGAUGCUGCCUCUCUAUGUUUUUGCGCAGCUAUUGGGGUCAUUUCUGGCGGCAGGGACAAUUUAUGUUGUAUAUUAUGAAGCCAUAUAUGACUAUUGUGGAGGAAACCUGACUGUAACAGGUGUAAAGGCCACAGCUGGUAUUUUUGCCACCUAUCCUGCACCGUACCUCUCCUUGCUGGCUGGAUUCAUUGAUCAGGUGUUUGGCACAGCUAUGCUGCUGCUGUGCUUGAUGGCUCUGUCUGACCAGAAGAACAAACCGGCUGCAGCAGGCAGCGAGCCUGUCGCAGUGGGUCUCCUGGUGAUGCUCAUUGGCAUUUCUCUGGGAAGCAACAGCGGCUAUGCCAUCAACCCCACCAGAGACAUCGCACCCAGAGUCUUUACUGCCAUAGCAGGCUGGGGUGCUGACGUGUUCAGGUCUGGAAAUGGGUGGUGGUGGGUGCCUCUAGUUGCCCCCCCCAUUGGAGGAGUAUUGGGUGCGGGGCUGUACAGGGUCUUGGUGGAAAUGCACCACCCUCCCCUUUCUGAACAGGAUGGGGGGCUGGUGGAGGAAUUUGAGGAGGAGACUGCCCCUCUGGAGAAACAGGGAAACAUCUGUGCUAAUAUAUGUGUCUGAGGCCCCCAACUAGCUUGUGAAGCUAUAUGGAUAUCUAUAUGCGGUUGAAACAUUCCAUGAUGACAUGGGUUAAAAAAUAGACCAAAAACAAAUAGCUUAUGUGGACAGAAGGACUUUCACAAUAAUAUCUCAAGCAAUUUUGAAAUGAUGAGUCUGUUUAUUACUGUCAUCAUCAAUCUUAGUUAGGCUACUCAACUGCAGUUUAUGUACUUGUCAGUGACUGCAACACAUAAUUUAUAAAAUACCAACACAAUCUUUUAUAAAAUACAAAAUAGAUUUUAAACCGUGACGCUGACAUCUAGGGCUUAUUGGUCCAAUCCAUGCUAGUUAUACUAACUACAUAAGGGAAAAAAAGAUUGAAAAAUAAGAGUCAUUUCUAUGCAUUGAAGAUGAAAAAACACGUCAUAGCUUAUAUUUCAUGUUUGUAUUAUUGAGGUAAUAACAGCUGAUGUACUUGGAAGACACCAUAAAUAUCAUUCAUUAUAACAAUCAACAUGAGCUUGGAAACUACAGUGUAUGUAAAGAAAAGCAAACAGCCCCCAUUAAUUGCACUUAAAUAAACAUGCAUGUUUUGGAAAAUAAAAUAGAAACAGUAAGAGUUGGCUUUUCACAGCUUGAAAGAGCAGCAGCACUACCAAAGAUAAUAUACACAUUAAUCUAUUCAACAAUCUAGUUCACAGUAGCCUAAAGCUAAAAGGUGUAAAUGUGUCUUGAUAAACUGGGUAGAAGUUCCUUCAGUACUUCAAUCAAAAAGUUAACAUGUCUAUUAAAUCUGCUCAGCUGUAUACUUUUAGUAUCAAAAGCCCUAAAUGUAUAAAGCUAGCACAUUUUUAUCUCUGAAAUGCUGAAAUAUAACCUCAUCCCCGUCGUCACAGCAGAUGUCAUUAGACAAAGAAUCCUAGGCCUAAACUCUAGUACGUUUUUACGUUUGUGAAGUUUACAGAGGGACAACGCAUCAGUGAGGCACUGCAGCAACGCAAUGGCCAGUGAGAAACUUGGAUCACUGAAGCCUAACUUGAUGGUUAUUCUCAGUCGUUGAUAAUGUAACAGGUUACAUUUCGAGGUUCAGAUUUGAUUGCACUCUGAAGUCAUGGAAUGUUUGAAACUGAAGCUCUGGAGGUGUCAGAUGCAGCACUUUCCACUGAUACUAAGUAUUGGCUCGAACAUUUUCAGUGUCAAUCGUUUUCAAUUUCUUUCUGUGAUCAUUUGUUCAUCAUUGAGUUUCAAAGUGUCCAACUAAAACCGACAGUAUUAUUUUCAUUCUUCCAGUUUCCUUCAGUUUUAGUGUGUUAUUUAGACAUUUUCACACUUAUACAUUAUAUUAUUGUUGUAUGAUACAUUAGAAUUUUAAUAUUUACAACAGCAAAACAAGCCUAGUGAUAAUAACUACAAAUACAAACAAACAAAUGUGUCCUUAUUGAGUAUUAGUAAGUACUCAUUGGUUACAGCAGUGGUUACAUUUUUUACUAUGUCAGGAUUAUUUGUAAUGUGUCAGAAGCACAUAAUCAUAUUUUAUGAAUUGGAUGCUUUUAGUUAUUUUUACCACUAGGUGUCACUAGUUAAAACACUGUUAUAUGAGGCUUUGAAUAAUGAAUCUAUUGGUGAUGCAGUUUGCUGGAAAGCGUCUGUGUUUCAGAAAGCCUCAUUUCUCCACCACUAACACUUAGCAGUGAAAGGUAAACAAAAAAUGAAAUGUGUGUGUUUUGAAAUGUAUGACAGGCCAACAUAAUGUCAUUUUACAGGUUGGGGGAAAACUGCUCUUUCUGCGUGAAACCUUGAACACAUAAACAAGGUUAAAAAGCACCUUUUUACAUGCCAUGUUGCCUCCAACAGCUGGUUACCACUUGAUCCCUGUGUUGAGCUUAGGAAAACACUGGCUAUGUAUCUAUUUAGACAUGCAGCAUUUCAAACUUAGUUUCAUACAAUAUGCUCUAAUCCAGCCAAUGAUGGAAUUGCCGGCUGCUCUAAACCAUGUUGGUUGUGUAGACAGUAACAUUCUCACCGCUUUCCCCCACUGUGUCUUCCUGUGCUGCCUUGGCUCUUUGCAGUGCUCCCUAAGCUGCACUGUGUGGACUGCUUCUUCUUGGGGAUGGGUAUCUUGGCUUUGCCUUUGAAGGCCUUUGUAGGAUCCAGCUUGUUGAGAUGGGAAUCUCCAGCAGGAUCAGCCAAGCUGAGUUCACUGCUGAAAAUCAGUGGCUGGUACAGCGAUGCCCACUGCUAUAGAGGGAAAAUAGGUAGAUAGUUCACAAUGCUGUUUAUAGUUAUGUAUCCUAAAAAAAUAACACAAAAUAACCUGUGCAAUGUCCUUUAGGAACUGAGUGUUAGAGUGGGGAAAAUACAAAGAAACUGAUUCACCUCCCCACUACUUCCUUUCCAAAAUAUUCCAACACUGCAAUCUGCAUUCCCAGGAACAUUUGGCAUACAAUGCAUAGAAGUAAACUGUAGGUGAAAACAGUAGUUGAGGACUAAAAGGACUAGUCUGCAAAUGUCCUAUUUCAGAUGUUGAGGUAAAACACUUCUUGUUAAAGUGUUAAAUCAGCAAACAUUGUAGUAUACUGUGAACCAAACAUAAUUAAUAAAAUGUAUUUUAUACACCUG
This is a messenger RNA of Perca flavescens (yellow perch), 4124 nucleotides long. It is a transcript of the gene aqp7, whose product is annotated as aquaporin 7. Bases 588 to 1526 code for a protein of 312 amino acids. Gene Ontology annotation, molecular function: glycerol channel activity; water channel activity; urea transmembrane transporter activity. The record is from RefSeq and is a predicted model, not a curated record. Lineage: Eukaryota; Metazoa; Chordata; Actinopteri; Perciformes; Percidae. The transcript is spliced from 6 exons. Gene Ontology annotation, cellular component: plasma membrane; basolateral plasma membrane. Gene Ontology annotation, biological process: glycerol transmembrane transport; water transport.